Messenger RNA from Salvia miltiorrhiza (redroot sage), 1323 nucleotides. RefSeq names its product 4,5-DOPA dioxygenase extradiol. Lineage: Eukaryota; Viridiplantae; Streptophyta; Magnoliopsida; Lamiales; Lamiaceae. The transcript is spliced from 4 exons. The record is from RefSeq and is a predicted model, not a curated record. Bases 175 to 1005 code for a protein of 276 amino acids. Gene Ontology annotation, molecular function: ferrous iron binding; oxidoreductase activity, acting on single donors with incorporation of molecular oxygen; zinc ion binding.
GAUUGGAGGUGGACGAUGCAAAAGACUGUCAGAUUAAGUAUUUAAAAGAAGAAAAACGUGACUCAAAAUAAUAAAAUAUUGCAUGUAUUGAAGUCGAAUAAUUGCUUGGUUACUAAUACUAGUACUAUUACACAAGCAAAGAAACAAGAGAGAAAAGCAGAGCAUUUGUGGUAGAUGAUGGCGGCGUCGUUAAACAUGGGGGGAUUGAAUUUGAAGGAGACGUUUUUCAUCUCCCACGGCUCGCCGAUGCUGUCGGUGGACGACUCCAUACCGGCGCGGCCCUUCCUCAAAUCAUUCCGGCAGAAAUUGUUGACCGACAAGCCCGGAUCCAUUCUGCUGGUUUCCGCCCACUGGGAAACCACCCACCCCACCGUCAACGCCAUCACCGGCCCUUCCGAUACCAUCUACGACUUCUACAACUUCCCCAAGCCCUUGUAUCAGCUCAAGUAUCCAGCACCGGGGGCACCGGAGUUGGCAAAUAAGGUGAAGAAAUUGCUCGAGGCAGGUGGAUUCGAGCACGUGGUUGAGGAUAAGGAGCGUGGGCUGGACCAUGGAGCAUGGGUUCCACUUAUUCUCAUGUAUCCAGAUGCUGAUAUUCCUGUGUGUCAGCUCUCUGUCCAAACAAAAAUGGAUGCAACUCAUCAUUAUAACUUGGGGAGGGCGUUGGCCCCCCUUAAGAAAGAGGGUGUCCUUAUAGUAGGUUCGGGUUCUGCCACGCAUAACUUGAGGACUUUGAUAGACCCCAGUGAUUCUGUUGCUUCAUGGGCUGCAGAGUUUAACAAUUGGCUUAAGGAAUCCCUACUAGCCGGAAGAUAUGAAGACGUUAACCAGUAUCUAGAGAAGGCUCCGUUCGCAAAACAAGCACAUCCACGACCCGAACAUUUGUAUCCAUUACAUGUAGCUAUGGGUGCAGCUGGUGUGGAUGCAAAAGCUGAGCUCAUCCAUGAUAGCUGGACUAGUUACACUCUCUCCUAUGCAUCCUACAAGUUCUCGGAGUCAACCUAAAUAGAACAAAUUGCAGCUCAGUUGACAUUGGUAGAAAUAGAUUAGCUAAAGCAGGAAAUGUCGACAGCUCAGAAAACAUGGCUGCUGCAAAUGGAUGCAAUGCAACCGUUUCAAUGAUUCUUUAAGAAUUGUUUGUCUUAUGAGUAGUGCCAUAUUUGUUCAUUGGUGUGAAAUGGAGCUCCUAGCCAAUCUGAAACUAUAUAGGUUUGUUUGUGGUUGUGGUAUUAUGUGAUGACGUCUUUUCAUUAUUGUAAUCUAUAAGAAAUGUUUGUGCUUAUCAAUCUUAAUGAGAAAUCAUCAUAUGUAUUUUAAUUUAAA